AUGAGUUUGAAGAAGAAGAAGAAGAUUACUUCUUUAAUUAUCUGUUUCCUUCUGUUGCUUCUUCUUCCAAUCGUCUUUUCUAAGCCGACAAGAAACUUAGACGGAACAGGUACUGCAAGAGCUCCAACAGUGCAACAAAUAAGAAACAAGCAUGGAACUAGAGAGGUGAUAGUGGAUAAUGGGAUCAUCAGAGUCAGUUUCUCGAGUCCUCAAGGGCUUAUAACUGGCAUCAAAUACAAAGGAAUCGAUAAUGUUCUCAGUCCACAUCAACGAGCUCGAGGGUACUGGGACAUAACAUGGCAAGGAGGGUUAGAUCAAGUCGAAGGAACUAAAUUCAGAAUCAUAACUCAAAACCAAGAACAAGUAGAGAUCUCGUUCUCUAGAACAUGGGAGAGUGGUUCUCGUUCUCGUUCUCAUCAUCAUAUUCCAUUAAACGUAGACAAGAGGUAUAUUAUACGUAAAAAUACUUCAGGAAUCUACGCAUACGGAAUCUUCGAGAGACUUCCCGAAUGGCCAGAAUUUGAUAUGGGUCAAGUUCGAAUAGUCUUCAAACUCGACCAAGAUAAGUUUCAUUACAUGGUGGUCGCGGAUGAUAUACAAAGAGAGAUGCCAACGGACGGUGACCGCGAUAUCCAUCGUGGUCAUGCUAAGGCUCUUGGUUAUAAAGAGGCCGUGCAACUGAUUCAUCCUCAUAACCCCAUGUUUAAAAACCAAGUUGAUGAUAAGUACCAAUACUCAUGUGAGAUCAAAGACAACAAGGUGCAUGGUUGGAUCUCAACUAAAUCCCACGUUGGCUUUUGGAUUAUCUCACCUAGUGGCGAAUACCGCUCUAGUGGACCGGUCAAACAGGAGCUCACAUCCCACACCGGUCCAACGGCCAUCGCGAGCUUUAUAAGCGGGCAUUAUCUUGGUACGGACAUGGAUGUGCAUUAUGGUGAAGCGUGGAAAAAAGUCUUAGGACCUGUUUUUAUCUACUUGAACUCCGGAGAUGAUUUGCUAUGGGAAGAUGCUAAACGACAGUCUAAAGAAGAAGUUAAAGCCUGGCCAUACGAUUUUGUAGCAUCCUCUGACUUCCCUUCUCGUCGAGAAAGAGGAACCGUUACUGGUCGUCUUCUAGUCAACGACGGACUCUUGACGCCGGGAAGAUUUGCAUAUGUCGGUUUAGCACCACCGGGAGAAGCUGGUUCGUGGCAGACGAAUACUAAAGGUUAUCAGUUUUGGACAAAGACUAACGAGACCGGUUAUUUCAAGAUAUCUAACGUUAGACCAGGAACUUACAAUCUGUAUGGAUGGGUUCCUGGUUUUAUCGGAGAGUUUAGAUACAAAAACCGUGUUAACGUAGCUUCAGGUUCAGAGAUUAGACUCGGAAAAGUUGUCUACAAGCCCCCUAGGAACGGUCCAACGCUUUGGGAGAUUGGUGUACCCGAUAGAACCACACGUGAAUACUUUGUCCCGGAGCCGUACAAGAAUACAAUAAACCCUUUAUAUCUAAACCACACGGACAAGUUCAGGCAGUACGGAUUGUGGCAACAAUACACAGAGUUAUAUCCAAACCAUGACCUCGUCUACACAAUUGGAGCUAGUAACUAUAGCCAAGACUGGUUCUACGCACAUGUCACAAGAAACAAUGGUGAUUCCACGUACAAACCAACGACAUGGCAGAUCGUGUUUCAUCUUCCAUACGUGAACAUGAGAGGCAGCUACACAUUACAGCUAGCUUUAGCCUCAGCUUCACGGGCUAAUCUACAAGUACGGUUCAAUAACCAAUACACUAUGCCAUUAUUCUCAACGGGCUAUAUCGGAAGGGAUAAUGCUAUAGCAAGACAUGGGAUCCACGGAAUCUACCGGCUUUAUAGCAUCAAUGUGCCUGGAAGGUUGCUACGAACAGGGACCAACACGAUUUAUCUUCGACAAGCUAAAGCAUCAGGACCGUUCGAAGGACUUAUGUAUGAUUACAUUCGUCUCGAAGAGCCUUCUAGAGAUUAA
Camelina sativa (false flax) is the source of this 1986-nucleotide messenger RNA. RefSeq names its product putative rhamnogalacturonate lyase B. Gene Ontology annotation, biological process: carbohydrate metabolic process. NCBI's taxonomy places the organism in Eukaryota, Viridiplantae, Streptophyta, Magnoliopsida, Brassicales, Brassicaceae. Gene Ontology annotation, molecular function: carbohydrate binding; catalytic activity. The record is from RefSeq and is a predicted model, not a curated record.